Messenger RNA from Diabrotica balteata, 1560 nucleotides. The record is from the annotation of a GenBank genome assembly. Lineage: Eukaryota; Metazoa; Arthropoda; Insecta; Coleoptera; Chrysomelidae.
UUCUGUUUAUUUUUUCGGUCAUCUGUUGUAGUAAACAGUAUUUACACUUUUAUCAAGACAGUUACGUGAAUGUUCUCAUAAUAAAAUAUGUUUUUUACUCUAUUGGGAGCCGGAUAUUUAAUAUAUCUAGGACUUUAUAUAAUUUUAUUGUGCGUUAGUGAUUGUGAUGUGCAAUUAUUCUUCUUGGAUAAGUUUGGAAAAUCACCAAGGCGCCUUAAGGGCCAAGUUGUGUUUAUAACAGGAGCAUCAAGUGGAAUCGGCGAAUUCACAGCUUAUGCUUUGGCGAAAUAUGGAGUUAAGUUGGUGCUGACAGCACGAAGACCCUACGAGCUCGAAAGAGUCAAAAAUAAAUGCAUUGAAUUAUCCAAAGGUUCUCUGCAACAAAAUGAUGUACUCAUUAUACCAAUGGACGUCACCGACUUCGUAUCACACAAAAGACAUUUCCAACAUGCCAUCAAUCAUUUCGGCCGGGUGGACAUAUUGCUCAACAACGCAGGACGUUCACAGAGAGCCGCUUGGGAAUCGAUCGAACUAGAGGUUGAUCGGCAGAUGUUCGACCUGAACGUGUUUGGGGUAAUCAAUCUUACCAGAGUCGCCUUGGAACACUUCGAGAAGGUCGGCAAAGGACACGUCGCUGUGGUUUCGAGCCUGGCAGGAGUUAUUGGUGCUCCGUAUUCGGGCACUUAUACUGCCACCAAACACGCUAUUCAUGGCUACUACAAUGCAUUAAGAAACGAAAAAAUGGGAAAGAAUCUUCAUGUCACUCUGCUGUGUCCUGGACCGACCUUUACAAAUUUCUUGCAGGAGUGUUUUACAGACAAGAACGGUCAGAAAUUGAAUUCAUCGGUCCAGCCCACAGAUAGAAGAAUGACUGCCGAAAGAUGUGGAUAUCUCAACGCAGUUGCACUUGUCAACAAAACAAGAGAAUCAUGGAUGGCAAUUUUCCCUGUUACAUUAUUCACGUACUUUGCUGUCUAUUGUCCCAUGCUAUUUUAUUGGGGUGUGAAGAUGAUCGGGCCCGAAAUCAUUUUCAAACUGAGAGAGGGUAGAAAAGAGGCUAUGCACAGAGACUGAAGGUGGAGGGUGUAGAAGUAGAUACUCUAAUAUUUCUGUAGAAUUAAUUAUUUUAUUUAUGCACAUAACCCACUUCAUCUGUUAAUGGUACUAUUUCUUCUAAGGGUUUUUUUAUUUAGGUGGUUGAAGCCGUAUACUGUAUGGAUCCGAAAAUGGUACCAUCAUCAACUGAGAUUAGUGUCCUACUACUUUAAGCAUCUGGUUUCCCAAAAACAUGCUAAGCAACUGCUCAAGACUCAAUCUUCGGUUCGUCAACAAGUAGGUAACUACAGGAAGCUUAUUACAAGCUGGUAUUACUUUAGAGGAAUAGUACCGCAAAUACCAAUUUUCUGAUUUGCUACUAAGAUGGCUUUAUUCAGUACUAAACCAUUGUCCAUUGUUACUAAUUUAUUUGUUAAAGGUUAUAUAAAAUAAAUUGAUUGUAUCACUGUCCAUUAUUUUCCUAUCAAUCCCUUUUAAAUUGACACAUGAUUGCCUCAGUUUUGC